AUGUUACGGUCCGUAUUCCUGCGUCCAGUAGACCGUCCGUAUAUGGACCGUAUCAUUCGACCUGGGAUCCCAUUGCAAUGGCUUAUAAUCAUCAAACUGGUUAUUCAUUACAAACAUGGUACUCGUAUGAUUCAUUUUACUGGUAAAAAGCAACUUCCGAUUGUAAUUGUUAUCUAUCAUCCUCCUGGUUCAUCACAUAAAAGUGAAUCAUAUCGACUUCAAUUAGACAGCGAAGGUCAUUUAACAGUCAUGGCAUUAGAAAAACAAUUUAAACUUGAAUUAGUCUCUGAAUGUGAUGAAGACGGAAAGUAUUCUGUUAUAAUUGCUUAUAAUCAUCAAACUGGUUAUUCAUUACGAACAUACGAUAAUGGAAAUGUAGUUCAUAUUACUGGUGAGAAUGGUAACUUUCAUUCAACAUUCAUAGUGAUAUAA
Molecule: messenger RNA, 432 nt
Organism: Didymodactylos carnosus
Lineage: Eukaryota; Metazoa; Rotifera; Eurotatoria; Philodinida; Philodinidae
Source: the annotation of a GenBank genome assembly